AUGGUUGCUUCAACUCGAAUCACAUCCACCGUCUCGAGGCUCACAAACAAGCAUCAAUCUCAGCUCAUCCUCCCUUCCCCCGCGGACGAGCCCCCCACGAUUGCUUUUGCGAGCCAUCGAGCCAAACCCCGAACCCAAAACCUUUUUGACAACCACGCUCAUGCUCUCCGUUCUACCACCCACCGAACCCUGUACAGAUUCACACCCUUUUCUCCCCUUACCCUCAACGAACGACCGACUCCGUCGCACCGCACACCUGCGCACCAUGGUCGACGCCUACUACAAUAG
Parascedosporium putredinis is the source of this 288-nucleotide messenger RNA. NCBI's taxonomy places the organism in Eukaryota, Fungi, Ascomycota, Sordariomycetes, Microascales, Microascaceae. The record is from the annotation of a GenBank genome assembly.